AAAGAAAAAUGAAAUUUAAUUAAAUGGAGGCCAAAUGGGGGCUAGUAUAGGUAAAACUUCUGAAAUUUUUAACCCAGUAGCAAAAGAUGAGAUUUAUAAAAGAAAUCAUAAUAGAUAUAAUAUUAGUUAAGGAUAAAAGGGUGGAUGAAUGUGUUCCUGUGCUGAUUUGAUCUAUUCACAAUCUAAAAGAUAGACUUUGAUUGAAUAACUUUUAGUUUCAAUUUAGAGUGUCAUGUGUGGGCUCCUUCCUAGUACGAUAUUUUACGAGAACUUAAUAUACUUGAAUUUUGUGUUAUCUUGGCUGUUGUAAUUGCCUAUUUAGUUCUCAAAUUCUGUUGGGGACACUUCUUAUUUGUUGGCAUUGGACUCUGAAUAUUAACAUUGUUGCCUGAAUCCUCAUCGUUAGGUGAAUAUUACUAUAUCUUUGCAUUUUUAGCUUCGGUUAUUUUCUAUAAAGUAGGAGACAAAAGGGACAAGAUUUUUUCACUUUGCACCAAUAUCCAAAAGACUUGAUGCUGUCACCCUUAAGACGGUGGAUGAAAUAACUAUACUGUUCACGAAGAUCUGAAUAAGACUCACACUAUUGAAAAUGGCUUCCCUCAAGAGGUAUUGAUUAUCGGCUCACAUUAUCUUUAUUUUCAAUGAAGAGACGGUGGAUGAAAUAACUAUACUGUUCACGGACAUCUGAAUAGGACUUACACUAUUGAAAAUGGCUUCCCUCUAGAGGUUCUAUCAAAUUGGUAUCAGAGCCGUGAAAUUCUGGGAAUCAAAUGCCAGCCACUAGAAUGGAUAGCCGAAUCGAGUUGUUGGAAGACUCGGUAUCACAGAUUUCGACCUUGAGGGCCACUGUGAACAAAUUGAAAGGAGAUCUGGAACAUUUGAACGCAAGGUUGGAGAUGGAGCUGGGCAAAAUGAACGAAGGACUCCUAGCCCUAGUGAAAAUGAUUAAAGGGCGGUCGCUAGAAACUUCCGAUUUGACUGGAGAAGGAAGUGGAACGAAAUCGGUGAAUACCGUAGAGAACCCGACUGAAUUGGAGCCCUUCGCAUCUGGGAAAGCAGCUGAAAAUUCCUUCGAAGGUAACUAUCGCAAGCUGGAGUUACCAUUGUUCAAUGUAGUCGACCCUGACUCCUGGAUAUUCAGGGCUGAGAGGUAUUUCAAUGUGAAUAAAAUUGCUGAGGCUGAGAGAGUUGUGGUGGCUGGGGUGUGUAUGGAGAGAAGCGCCUCAUCCUGGUUUCAAUGGGAGGAGGGAAGGCAUCCCAUACGCAGCUGGACAGAACUCAAACAAAGGGUACUAGUGAGGUUUCGGGAUCCUCAAUAUGGCACCCUGCACCAACAAUUUCUAGCCAUUCGACAGACUGGAAGAGUGGCAGAAUUCAGAGAGCAAUUUGAAAUCAUGGCUGCACCUCUGAAGAAUGUGAGUGAGGAUACUUUAGAAGGAGUCUUCAUUAAUGGGUUGGUGGAGGAGGUGCAAGCUGAAGUGUUGAUGGCAAAUUCGACAGGAGUGUUGAUGGCAAAUUCGACAGGAUUGUCACAAAUUAUGGAUAUGGCUCAACGGGUGGAGGAUAGAAAUAACCGGGUCAGUAAGGUAAAGGAAAGGAAGAGGCCGCGAGUUAGAAGUAUCCCUGCUCCUAUGCCGGUAAAGUUCGAACAGCGAACCUUUUCCUGGAACUUAUUGAAGGGAACUACAUUACCGGAGAAGAUGGGAAACAAUCUGUCGAACGCCAUUGCUGGUUUCAAAUGGCUGUCUCAAGUUGAGAUUCAAGCAAAGAAAGAGAAGGAGUUAUGUUUUCGUUGUGAUGAGAAGUAUACCAUCGGUCAUCGGUGUCGAAACAAGGAAUUAUAGGUACUAUUAGUGGAUGAUGAAGUGGGGAAGGAAG
Messenger RNA from Olea europaea var. sylvestris, 1878 nucleotides. RefSeq lists its product as uncharacterized. The transcript has 2 exons. Lineage: Eukaryota; Viridiplantae; Streptophyta; Magnoliopsida; Lamiales; Oleaceae. The record is from RefSeq and is a predicted model, not a curated record. Bases 771 to 1844 code for a protein of 357 amino acids.